Solanum dulcamara is the source of this 1380-nucleotide messenger RNA. Its product is annotated as 8-hydroxygeraniol dehydrogenase-like. The record is from RefSeq and is a predicted model, not a curated record. Bases 75 to 1154 code for a protein of 359 amino acids. Gene Ontology annotation, biological process: lignin biosynthetic process. Gene Ontology annotation, molecular function: cinnamyl-alcohol dehydrogenase activity; zinc ion binding. The transcript has 5 exons. NCBI's taxonomy places the organism in Eukaryota, Viridiplantae, Streptophyta, Magnoliopsida, Solanales, Solanaceae.
AAUAUUGUUUUCUCUUUCUUAUAUACUAUUGCUACAUAGUAUAGUACAUAUUACUCAAGAAUCAUUUAAAAAAAAUGGAAAAAUCACAUGAGAAUGAACAUCCAAUUAAGGCAUUUGGAUGGGCAGCUAGAGACACUUCCGGGGUACUUUCUCCUCUCAAUUUUUCAAGAAGGGUAACUAGUAAAAAAGAUGUGCAGUUCAAAGUUAUGUAUUGUGGAAUUUGCCAUACUGAUCUUCAUCAGAUCAAGAAUGAAUGGGGCAUCACCAAAUAUCCCAUUAUACCUGGGCAUGAAAUUGUUGGAGUGGUAACUGAGGUUGGUAACAAGGUAGACAAGUUCAAAAUCGGAGACAAAAUAGGCGUGGGAUAUGUAGUAGGAUCAUGUCGCGAAUGUGAAAAUUGUGCCAACGAUCUUGAGAAUUACUGUCCCGGUCAGGUAAUGACAGCCAAUGGUACUUACUCUGACGGAACCAUCAGCCACGGAGGUUACUCCGAUCUCAUGGUUGUUGAUGAGCAUUUUGUCGUUCGUUGGCCAGAUAAUUUGCCUAUGGAAGCUGCUCCCCUGUUAUGUGCAGGGGUCACAACUUACAGCCCUUUGAGAUAUUUUGGACUUGACAAGCCUGGAAUGCACAUUGGUAUUGUUGGUCUUGGUGGACUUGGACAUAUGGCUGUAAAAUUCGCCAAGGCGUUUGGAACCAAAGUGACUGUUAUAAGUACAUCUCUUAGUAAGAAAGACGAAGCACUUGAGCGUUUAGGGGCAGACUCAUUUUUGGUUAGUCGUGACCCUGACCAAAUGCAGGCUGCAGGGGGGUCGCUUGAUGGUAUCAUUGACACUGUCUCGGCAGUUCAUCCUAUUUUUCCUUUGCUUAAUUUGUUGAAAACUAAUGGGAAGCUUGUAAUGGUUGGUGCACCAGAAAAACCAUUAGAGUUGCCCGUAUUUCCCUUGCUUUUAGGACGGAAGCUAGUGGCGGGGAGUUCAACAGGAGGGGUGAAAGAGAUGCAAGAAAUGGUAAACUUUGCGGAAAAACAUAACAUAACACCGGAUGUUGAAGUCGUGUCAAUGGAGUACGUGAAUACAGCGUUGGAGCGUCUCGUGAAAUCGGACGUGAAAUAUCGUUUUGUGCUUGACAUUGGCAAUACAAUGAACAAGAGUUAAUAUAGGGACAUCUUGUUCUUGUUGUGUGUUUGUAUUUUAAGCAAGAAAAGAUGGUGUGAGUUCAUGAGGGAAUUACUAAACAUUCCUUUCUACUACUCUUAUGUUCCAUAUUAUAUGAAACGAUAAUAAGUAUGCGUAAUUUAUUUUUAAUAAUAUGUUAAAUUGCAGUGAUGAUGAUGUAAAAAAUCAUUAUACACUAUCAAUGAAUAUACUCUUUUUAUAAUUA